Salmo salar (Atlantic salmon) is the source of this 2914-nucleotide messenger RNA. RefSeq names its product OXA1L mitochondrial inner membrane protein (gene oxa1l). Lineage: Eukaryota; Metazoa; Chordata; Actinopteri; Salmoniformes; Salmonidae. Gene Ontology annotation, cellular component: mitochondrial inner membrane. The record is from RefSeq and is a predicted model, not a curated record. Gene Ontology annotation, molecular function: membrane insertase activity. Gene Ontology annotation, biological process: protein insertion into mitochondrial inner membrane from matrix.
ACAAUUUUUUUUACUAACAAUUCCAACAUGGCUGCGAUCAGGAGUGGGAUGACUCCGGGUUGUCUAACGAGAUGUUUUUUAAGACAAAGUGGAAUAUCAAGUGCAGGCAACCCUUCAUUUACAGAGAGAUGGAACCAGAGGUUUCUACAGAGAUCCCAUCUUCACACAGUAAUAGAAUGCAGGAGUCCUACAACUAGAGCUGUUCUCGGUCGACGUCACAAUGGAAGGUUAUUAUUGGUCAGCGCGGUGUCCGUCAGGCACGACAGCUCACAGGUCCGAAGUGAAAGUAUUCCUACGGCAACUCCAGCGCUGGAAGCAUCCAUCGCCAGCCCUGUCGUCGUUGACCCCGCCUCUAUUACCACAGAGCCAAUCGCCGAGCAGGUGUUAGAGGCUGCGCCAACCGCAGUGGAUAUUCUGCAGGGGGUGGGAGCAGAGCUGAGCCUAUCAGAGCUGGGCCUGGGGAGCGCCACUCCGGUUGGCCUGGUCCAGAACCUACUGGAGUUCAUGCAUGUGGACAUUGGGAUGCCGUGGUGGGGAGCCAUUGUCGUAGGCACAGUGCUGGCUCGCAUCAUGGUGUUCCCGGUCAUCGUGAAGGGCCAGAGGGAGGCGGCCAAGCUGAACAACGUCAUGCCAGAGAUGACUAAACUCACCAACAAGAUGAACGAGGCCAAACAGAGCGGAAACAAGUUCGACUUUGCUAAGGCGUACUCUGACCUGACCAUGUUCCAGAAGAAACAUGACGUCAACCCUCUCCGUGGCUUCCUUGUCCCUUUGGUGCAGACUCCAGUCUUCAUCUCCUUCUUCAUCGCUCUCAGGAAGAUGUCCUACCUCCCCGUCCCCAGUAUGCAGACAGGAGGUUGCUUGUGGUUCUUAGACCUCACAGCAGCAGACCCUUUCUACAUCCUCCCCAUUGCUGUGACCGGAACCAUGUUCGCUAUACUGGAGCUGGGGGCCGAGUCUGGUGUGGACAACCCUAACCUGAAAGCCAUGAAGACAGUGUUCAGAAUCAUGCCCUUCGUCAUCCUCCCUCUCACCAUUAACUUCCCCACGGCGGUGUUUACGUACUGGAUGACGUCCAACUGCUUCUCCCUGGCCCAGGUGGGCCUGCUCAAACACCCUCUGGUCAGACAGAAGCUGAGGAUCCCAGAGAGGAUCGAACACCCUACCUCCGCCCUGCCCCAGAACGACGGCUUCAUCGAGACCAUCAGGAAGGGCUGGAAGAAUGCUCAGCUUGCCCAGCAGUUGGAGGAGAGGGAGAGAAGGAUCAAGAACCACCUGGAUAUCGCAUCAAAAGGUCCAUUGAGACAGACCUUCACUCACAACCCUCUACAGCAGUCGACACCAUCCAUUGCAGCAGCAACCAAGUCAGCCAAAGCAAAACAAGCACCCCCGGCAACCGCUGCUAAGAAGAGGCCAUGGGAGGAGACUAUUGGUUGAAGAAGAGUGACGGACAGUUUGAAGGCCCAAUGAAUUAUGCGUUGAUAUUUAUUGAGAGAGAAGUGUGUGGAGGGAUUGGUGGACAGGACAUGGGCGCACAGGGUUUGUCAUAAAUGUAUUCUAAAUAAAGAGCAAACUUCUGUUGCCUUAUAACGCCUGUGUACAUUAUGACAACCUGAAUUCUGAUUUGAAAACAGGAAAUCGUAUAGUUGAUUAUAUCCAUUGGAAUGACUGCAAUGGAAUUGUUAGUCAUAUAUAUAUAUAUACACACACAAUUGACCGUUGUGCUGUUUUAUUUCUGAUAGUUUUCGAAACCUAAGAAGUUAAAGCGGAUAUCCAAUUUGUUGACACCGCAACACAGUUGUCUUGGAAACACAUCCUGAAUGCUAAUCAAUAAAAAUGUGUUAAAUUCGCUGCCCUGUUUUGCUUGUUUACAGCGGGUCAUUUCAUUUGUCACAUAAAAAAAAAAACAUUUAGCAAAUAAAGGAGCUAACAUGGCAGCUGUUCUAAAAACCUGGGCGAUUUCUAUACGUUGCUCUGGUUACAACUUCUGUCUGUAUUCUACUCAUCCAUGGUUGGAAUUUAGAAGAAAAAUGUCAGUCGUAACAUUUCUAUGAGUAAUUUAUUAUAAAUACAGUAAACUAUUUACUAUCCAUCGACUCAACCAACCCCCUCCCCCCUUUGCUUCACAAAGAUCUUAAAAGCUUCAGGUGGGACAGACAUUUACAUAGAACACAAAAGUGGCUAGAGCUACCGACAUUCUACAGUUCUAGUCUUCCCUACAGGUGAUGCCAAAGACGACCUUUAUUGUCAGCAGUGCUGUUUCAAUGAUGAUCUACCUACCCACAUACAAAUUAACCCUCGAAUUAGAUUUCUUUCCUACACGGCUUCAGUAUCUCUUUUUUUGUUAUUCAAUAAUGACAUUUUAUUAAUGCCACUUCACAGGUAUUAGUUGACUUAUACCUCUGUGUUUACAAAGGCAGCCCCAUUCUGAUAUUUUGGCCAAUUAUCGGCAAAAGAGCUGAUCUGAUUGGUCAAAAGACCAAUUGGUGGAAACUGAUCAGAAUUGGGCUGCCUGUGCAGACGCAGCCUACAUCGAAAGAUCCUAAAUAUCAGUAUUUGAGUAAAACAUGUAAGGCAUAGGAAUGGUUCAGUAUUGAUACUUCAGGAGUGUGUGUAUGUGGAACAUCCUCAGAGACAGCUGGAGUGUCAUUCUGGCCAUAGAACAACCCCAUCGUCCAAUGAACAUGAACAUAUCAUGGCGAUGAUUGGUUGGCCAGAGAUUUGGUCCAAUGAAUGGCUGCCGUUUGAAUCAGCCAUCUGAUCGGCAGCCUGUGGCUGAGGGAAAUACUGGCCAGGAGGUGUUUUGUGCGUCUUCAGUGUGUUGGUUCUUAUCUCUUCACUCCAACUUUUCUAUGACAUCCAACUCAGUCACAACAGAAUAGCACACCUUCUGAAUCAACAGACCAAACUUGGC